Dioscorea cayenensis subsp. rotundata (Guinea yam) is the source of this 813-nucleotide messenger RNA. RefSeq lists its product as uncharacterized. Lineage: Eukaryota; Viridiplantae; Streptophyta; Magnoliopsida; Dioscoreales; Dioscoreaceae. The coding region runs from base 52 to 711 and encodes 219 amino acids. The record is from RefSeq and is a predicted model, not a curated record. The transcript has a single exon.
AGGCAGAAAAAGAGAAAGAAAAGAAGGCAAGCUAGCUAAUAAACCAAGCCAAUGUUCUGUGGCACAGGGAGCUUCUCACACAUAGAAGAUCAAGAUGAUCAAGUGGGUGGUAUAUCAUCAUCUCCAAAGGAUUCCAAGAAGAAGCAUGCAAACCACAACCCCUACUCCAACAGAGGCUUAGACAAGUUCUCAGCAGUACUAGCAGAGCUUGAUGCCCGGAAAGACAAGAUCAUGGCUAAUGCUAAGGAUGUCUCCAUGGUCAGGUUCGUGUAUAACAACUCCCAUGAUUGGGUUCCUAUCAUCAUCAAGCUCAGUAAAAACAACCCUUCUUCUUUAUCAAAACAACAAGCUCAGCAUCAUAAUCAGAAUCAGAAUCAGAAAGAAUGCACAAGUCCAGUGAUGUCAGAGACACUGCUGCUACCUCCUCCUUCAGAGGAGAAGGAGAAGAAGGAGGCUAUGGUUUUGAAUAAGAAGAAGAGCUUUGUUUGGACGAGGAGGAGAUGGGUUAGUAGUUAUUAUUAUUGGUAUAUGAUGAUGGCGUUGAUUUUGGUGUGUUUGUUCUUGUUUGGAAGGGUGUUUGCUAUUUGUUGCACUUCCAUUUGGUGGUAUUUGGUUCCUACUUUGCAAGCCAAGAAGUCUGUUAAGAAGAAGGAUUAUGCAAGGAAAUUGAGUGAUAUUAGGAAGAUCAAGAACCAUAAUGAGGUCCAUUAAUCAAUCCUCUUCUUCUUCUUCUUCUUCUUCUUGCUUGCUUGCUUUUUUUUUUAUCAUCACCUGUAACUUUGGGUUGAUGUUUAAUGAAGUUAAUUAAUUAUG